Molecule: messenger RNA, 5033 nt
Organism: Myxocyprinus asiaticus (Chinese sucker)
Lineage: Eukaryota; Metazoa; Chordata; Actinopteri; Cypriniformes; Catostomidae
Product: solute carrier family 12 member 9
Exons: 14
Coding region: 370-3084 (904 amino acids)
Biological process (GO): potassium ion import across plasma membrane; cell volume homeostasis; chloride transmembrane transport
Cellular component (GO): membrane
Molecular function (GO): potassium:chloride symporter activity
Source: RefSeq, a predicted model, not a curated record
AUUACCCCACUGGACGUUACAUAAUAGACUAAUAUGCUUUCAUUCGGAUUUGUUGUCUGUUGUUUAUAAUUAAGUCCCCAGUGGACACAGCUGCGCGCUUUUCCCUUCCACUAACAUGUCCCGGGCGUUUGAUCACGAGAUCUAACGCUGCACAUGAAAACUUUCUACCUGCGAUUCCACACCAACUCAACAUGAUGCUCUGUUGAUACAUAUCGGAUUCGAGACAUCCUGCAUCCACAUUUCGACACGACCAGUUUUGUUUCCUUGUCGUUUAGGGUAGUUUCUUCCUAAAAGCGGAAGUUUACCAUACCGCUUUAAGAUCGUCGUCGCCUCUGUUUAUCACAAGGACAGGUUCCUGUUUUACACACCAUGGCCAACGAGCACUCUCCUCUUCUUGUUCAUGGGGUGUACAGCAUGAUGGGUGAUGCUGAAGACUCCAGGGGUAGGUCAGCGGUGACAAGAGAGGGAUCCCCCAAAUCAAACCCCCGCAAACUCAACACCUUCUUUGGAGUCAUGGUUCCCACCAUCCUCUCCAUGUUCAGCAUUGUGCUCUUUCUUCGCACAGGGUUUAUUGUUGGGCAUGCUGGUCUCCUCCAAGGUCUUCUCAUGCUGUGUGUAGCCUACUUCAUCAUCUCCUUGACAGUCUUGUCCAUAUGUGCUAUUUCCACAAAUGGUGCAGUAGAGGGGGGCGGGGCCUAUUUCAUGAUCAGUCGUUCUCUGGGACCAGAGUUUGGAGGCAGUAUUGGCCUGAUGUUUUACCUGGCUAAGGUGUGUGCAUGUGGGGUGUAUGUACUCGGCUUAGUGGAGGCCAUCCUUGACAUAUUUGGGAAGGAUCCAGGCUCUUCUGUGUCACAGGGGUUGCGUGUGUUGCCUCAGGGUUACUGGUACACAGUGUUGUACUCCUCUAUAGUGCUGUUGCUCUGUCUGGUGGUGUGUCUGGUUGGUGCUCAUAUCUACGCCAAAGCCUCAUUUGUCAUUCUGCUGGUGGUGACGGUGUCACUGAUCUCCAUCAUCAUCAGUCCUCUGAUACUCAGACCACAACACUUCAACAUCACACACACAUAUGGCAACAACCACACCAUCACUGUCAGCCCCAGCUAUACGGGUUUCAAUGGCACCACAUUAAAGAACAACCUUGAACCACACUACUCUCUGGACUACAGUACCAAUACAGUGAUGUCUUUUGCCAGUGUAUUUGCUGUGUUGUUCACCAGCUGCACAGGCAUCAUGGCGGGAUCCAACAUGUCGGGUGAGCUGAAGAACCCGAGUGAGUCUAUACCUAAAGGGACCAUCAUAGCUGUGUCAUACACCUUUACUGUCUAUUUGCUUCUCUUCCUACUCCUGGGCUCUACAUGUGACAGAUUAUUGUUAAUCAAUGAUUACGCAGUGCUCCAGCGUGUGAAUGUGUGGCCUCCAUUUGUGAUAGUCGGGGUGUACUGCGCGUCUCUCUCAGCUGCUAUGUGCUCUAUGAUAGGAGCUUCUCGAAUCCUCCAUGCUCUUGCUUUGGACCAGCUUUUUGGUUUGCCUCUGGCUCCGGCUGCAGUCACCUCCAUCUCUGGGAAUCCUUGGGUCUCUGUGCUGUAUACCUGGGGCCUAGUGCAGUGUACUCUUUUUGCAGGACAGCUGAAUGUGAUUGCUGGCAUUGUGACAGUGUUUUACCUGUUGGCAUAUGCUGCAGUGGAUUUGGCCUGUCUGGCUCUGGAAUGGGCGUCUGCUCCAAACUUCAGGCCAACAUUUCAGUUUUUCUCUUGGCACACAUGUCUGUUGGGUAUUGUAAGCUGUGUGGUCAUGAUGUUUGUGAUAAACCCAGUGUAUUCCUCAGCCAGUAUUGUACUGCUGCUGCUGCUCCUGCUGUUCCUGCACUACCGCUCACCCACCAGCAGCUGGGGCUAUAUCAGCCAAGCACUCAUCUUUCACCAGGUGAGAAAGUACCUGCUGAUGUUAGACUCCCGUAAGGAUCAUGUGAAGUUCUGGCGGCCGCAGGUCUUACUGAUGGUGGCAAACCCACGCUCCUCCUGUCAGCUCAUCUGCUUUGUCAACCAGUUGAAGAAAGGAGGACUGUUUGUCCUGGGACAUGUGCAGAUUGGGGAUCUGGAUGUGUUGCCGGCAGACCCAGUGCAGCCACAGUAUAAUUUCUGGCUUAGUCUGGUGGAUAAAUUGGGUGUGAAGGCCUUUGUGGAUCUCACUCUCUCUCCCUCUGUCAGGCAGGGCACUCAACACCUCCUUCGCAUUACUGGACUAGGAGGUAUGAAGCCUAAUACCCUGGUCUUGGGCUUUUAUGACAACUGUUACCCAGAGGAUUACUUCCUGCAAGACCCUGUCUUUUGCGAGGGUGAUAGAAGUGAGGGGGAUCAUUUUGGGGUGGAUCUUCCAUCCUUACAGGCCAAUUUUCCACCAGUGCGGCAUGCCGAGAGCCCACGGGCGUUGCAGCCUGAAGAGUAUGUGAGCAUCAUCUGUGAUGCCAUCAAAAUGGGCAAGAAUGUUUGUUUAGGGCGGUACUUCUUCCAGGUGCCACCAGAGAGCAAGGGCGUAAAAUUCAUAAGAGGUGGCGACAGUGUGGAGACCAUCGACGUGUGGCCAUCAGACCUGCUGUGUCCGGGCAGUGCCAUUUAUGCAGAUGUGUGCAGUCUUUUCCUGCUUCAGAUGGCGUGUGUGUUAAACAUGGCCAGCAGGUGGCGCCGCGCAAGAUUGCGUAUAUUCCUCUGUGUGGAGUCCGAGUCAGGAGACCAGGGUUGGCUGGCUAAAGAGGAGCAAUUUAGAGAAUUGCUGGGGAAGCUGAGGAUUCGUGCUGCUAUUAAGAUUGUGCCGUGGGAUAAUGUGGCACGCAUGCUGAGAGGGGCAAGCUCAGAGCACGGGCAAAAGGUGGAAACAAAAGCUGUAUCAGAGGACUUCCUGUGUGCGGUAAAUGCCCUGCUGAGAGAACAUAGUUCUAUGGCAGCAGUGCGCUUACUGUAUUUGCCCCACCCACCCUCCAGUUCUGAACUAUCACAGCAGUACCUGAUGCAAUUGGACACUCUAACGCGAGAACUAGGCCCAACUCUCUUGAUUCAUGGGGUGACACCAGUUACAUGUACUGAGCUAUGAGAAACGACAAUGAAAACAUGUUUGUGUGUGAGAGGAAGAGAGAAACGGCACAAAUGUUAGUAAGAUGAAUGCAAGUGUAUUUAAACGUUAUUUUACUUAUCAACAAAUGGCAGGCGAGUGAUUGUGAAGACAAUAUGCACAUAAAUGGGUAAAGUAAGUGCUAUUGGUAAAGAUGUUAUUUCAAAAAUGGAUAAGAGUGUGUGCUAUUGGUGUUGACCUAGAGUGGCCUAGGUGAUUUGAAAUUAUUAACUUGGAAAAUGCUAAUCAUUGUCACUCAUUAAACUGCCAACACUCACUGCUUCGUGUAAAUAGCCACGAAUCGUGAGACAGCUCUCAGUUGUUUUUGAUUUCUUUUCCACAAGCCUCCAUUUGCUCUCAUUAACAGGUGGGCUGGGUUUGUGGAAAAGGGAUUGCAGUCAUAUUUGAAUUGCUAAUUAUGUUCAUUCAAGUGUCAGACAGUAACUGUUAAUCUUUAUACAUACUAUGAUCCAUUCUUUGUAUUUGAGCAAGAUUCUUUAUGGAGAAAAUGGUUGACUUUAAUUAGCGCGGAAAUAGUUUCUCAGAUGAGACGUGGUUAGGGUAAAGCCUAUUUACUGACUUUUUGUUUGCUUUUUGCUAUUUUGUCAGUUAAUUGUGAUCAGCUGAAGAAUUUCGUUAAUCAUUUCUGCAUUUUCUGGGCAUAAAAUAAACCCUAUGAACCCAAUGUGACCCAUUUAGAGCUUGUGGGUCAAUGAGGAACACACAGUUUUGGGUCAUUGUUGGUGUCAUGGGGAAAUUCUGCUUGUAACUUUACAGUUAUAGAGCUCUUGGUUUGCGCUGUGCGAUUUAGUCUAUUCGCUGUCAUUCAAGUAGUUAAAUAGAUAUGUUAUUUAUUAUUGUAUGAUAUGUCCUGUAUGUAUAUGUGACAAAUACAGGAGACAAAGGGAAUGUGUAUUUCAUUAGUGGCAAGAACUCGGAAGUCAGGACUCAAUAUUGUGGUGCUGACAAAGAACGCAAAGAAUUUAUUGCUUCAUCUCAUGUAUUUUCAUCCUCUCAUUUUAUUUUGUGUUUCUUGCAGUUCAGUGAAAGCUCUUUGUGGCGUUAGUGCUCAUGGUUGUGCAGACUGGGCUGAAGGCAGAGCUUAGUGCUCAGUAGCUGAAUCUGAUUGGUCAAGGCCUACAAUGAUGAACAUUGAACUGCCUCUUGCUGUUGUGUCUGUGUUGGUCUUUGUGAACUGAAAAGUGAUAUUGGCUUAAAUAAUACUUGAAUAUUUUGCUCUUUGACUGAAUGUGCAUGUGAGUACUGGAUAUUUGCGCAUUUGUAAACAAAUACACAGAAUGCUGAAAAACGUCAAGAAAUUCAGGAUUUUGGAUUGUAUUAUAGCUGUACAAUAAUAGGGGUCUUAUGCUGAAAAAUAUGUACUUUAAAAGCCAUUCCAUUCUGCACAUUCAUCAUAUAAAAAAAGUAGAAACAUUUUUUGUUGGGUGUUUUUUUUUUUUUUCUUUAACAGUAUUGAGUUUCAGUAUGAAGAACACAGUCACACAGUCUAAUUUCCAUAGAAUCCAGAAUAUCUAGAAAUCUGACAUCUGAAAUUGUGGACUGUUAAUAUACUUUUAAAAUAUACUUUAAUAUACAUAAAGCUACAGUUCCUGUAUUCAUUACAGGACUAUAAAUGGGACAUGAUCUUAAAUUGAUAAUUUAGGUUAACAGGAUGUUCAGUCAGAAUGUACUGCAUUCCAUAUUCCAUAUUUAUCUGAAAUUUAAAUGAUAUUCUAUCACUCUAGAACAUUUUCUUCAUAUCACAUUAUGGAAAAGCAAUAAAUACAUUUACAAGAUUACAGAUUAAAAGAUGAGCUCUUUAGUGGUUAAUGUGCUCCAGUCCAGUCCUGUCCUAUUGAUUGAGACUCCUGAUUCCUUUGCAUGAAAAUUAUGAAUAAACAUUGUGUGACUGCAGCUGUGACCGUGUGUGU